Molecule: messenger RNA, 807 nt
Organism: Alosa alosa (allis shad)
Lineage: Eukaryota; Metazoa; Chordata; Actinopteri; Clupeiformes; Clupeidae
Product: phosducin-like protein 3
Exons: 6
Coding region: 106-732 (208 amino acids)
Biological process (GO): protein folding
Cellular component (GO): cytoplasm
Source: RefSeq, a predicted model, not a curated record
AAAUAAUGCCAUAAUUUAGAAGUAAACAACUAUUUCAUUUAUAAGUAAUCAUUGCUAUACUAGGCUACAAAAGUGUCUGAGGAACUGAAAAAACAUUUGGGAACAAUGCAGGAAGAGGAGGGAGAACAUUGUUCACUGAUUUCCAAAGGACCAACACAUGGAAAUGAAUAUCUAGACCCAGUAACUGAUAAACUGGAUGGAACAAAUUAUGUUGUGGAGGACUAUAUAAGACCAGAUGUCGAGGAAGAAUUAGGAUAUGAUGAAGAGGAGGAAGCGGAGGAGGAGGAGGAGGAUGGCAUCUACGAUGACAACUAUGAUGAUGACAUCGUUAGCAAGUUUAGUCACUGUCAGGUGUGGCAGCCGAAAAGAAAGAAAAGAGAGACAUUUGGGCAGCUGAGAGAGAUAACAGGAGAAGACUAUGUAAAAGAGGUUACCCAUGCAGGGAGAGGGGUCAAAGUUUUACUUUUCCUCUACAGGCCAGGGAUUCCAUUGUGCUUCCUCAUGAAUCACCACUUCUUAAGACUGGCUCCCAAAUUCCCUGACACCAAGUUCCUCAGAAUUCUUGACAGCAGCUGUGUCCCAAACUAUCCAGAGAGGCACCUCCCUACGGUGUUUAUCUAUGAAAAUGGCUGCCUGAGGAAUAGUAUGAUAGGUGAACAAGAAUGUGGAGGCAGAAAUGUUCUUGAGGAAGAACUGAAAUGGCUUCUGUAUUUUGUGGGGGCCAUAGACUGAGAGCUGUUUUCUUCUUGGUUUGGUAAUAUACUGCAGCACUUUUUCAAAUAAACAAAUACAUAAUUCAAAGAGGAC